AUGCCUUCCCCCACAUCAUCUGCACCAUCCACACCAUCAACAUCAUCAAAUUCUCUAUUUUCGAGUUUUUAUUCUAAACCGUUUUGGAUGGGUUCAUUGUUUGGUGCUAGUGUUUUAUCCCUGGGAUUUCUCAUCGGUUGUUUCUAUCAGUCCAAAAGAAACAAGAAAGAUAUUUUGGAAUUAAAGACUCUCAUGCAAGCCUUACAGAAAAAUCAACAAGAACCAAUAUUGAAUCAAAAACGAAUUUCUUCUAAUUUAUCGGAAUGUGUGGUAGGAAAUCCUGGUGAUGAAAUGGCAUUAGCAGUUGAAGAUCCUAAUAGACAACCAUCACCAGGACAACUCAACACUUAUCAACGAUUGUAUCACAAGCCAAAAAGAAUUUUUUUAAUUCGUCACGGUGAGAGUGAGGGUAAUAUUGACCCAAAUGUGUAUGCUGUAAAACCAGAUAAUAAGAUUGAAUUAACAGAAUUGGGAAUGCAACAAGCCGAUGAAGCUGGAAAGAAAUUGAAACAAAUUAUUGGUGAUGAAAGUGUGUGUUUUUUCAUCAGUCCAUACAAACGUUCUGUACAAACAUUCGAAAUGAUAGCUAAGCAUUUUGGAGGAAAAGAAAAUGUUUAUUAUAAAGAGGAUCCUAGAUUGAGAGAACAAGAUUUUGGUAAUUUUCAAGAUCCUGCAGAUAUCAAAAUUAGACAAGAAGAAAGAAGGAGAUUUGGAAGUUUUUAUUAUCGCUUUCCUCAAGGUGAGAGUGGAAGUGAUGUUUUUUGUAGGGUUAGUUCAUUCUGUGGAAGCAUGUUGCGAAGUAUGGAAGAACAUCGGCAACCUUUUGAUAACUAUGUAUUAAUAUCACAUGGCUUGACAUGCCGUCUAUUCUUAAUGAGAUAUUAUCAUUGGUCUGUUGAUACAUUUCAUGCUUUGUGGAAUUUAAGUAACUGUCAGGUUGUGACCAUGGAAUUGCAAGAAAAUGGAAAAUACAAAAUAAGAGAAAAGUUAAAAAUUGAUGAUGAAAACUUGCUUCCCACCAGUGAUUUUGCAGAAGUGAAAGAAAGUGCAAAAUAA
Molecule: messenger RNA, 1056 nt
Organism: Naegleria lovaniensis
Lineage: Eukaryota; Heterolobosea; Eutetramitea; Acrasida; Naegleriidae
Exons: 2
Coding region: 1-1056 (351 amino acids)
Molecular function (GO): phosphatase activity
Source: RefSeq, a predicted model, not a curated record